AUGGCAUUGAAUUAUUUAGACAUUCACCGUUAUCUUUUAAUAAUUAAAAUACAUUACAACAAGUUGGGUACUUUCUACAUAACCUUACUAUAUUCUACUUUACUUGACGAAAAGACAAUGGAUGAAGAACUUAACUCAUCGGAACUAGGAACACAAUCAUACUGGCAAGAUACAUACAGUAAGGAGUUAGUCAAUUUUGAAAACAAUGGUGAUAUUGGCGAUGUUUGGUUUGGUGAAGAUAGUGCAUUAAGGGUUAUAAAAUGGAUAACUCAGUGUGGAGUGGACAAGAACACAGCAGUUAUUGAUUUAGGAUGUGGCAAUGGUUAUACACUAUUGGAACUGGCCAAAGACGGAUUCACAAAUCUUUUGGGCAUUGACUACUGCGACCAAGCAAUUGAAUUAGCAGAGAGAGUUAAUAAGGAAUUUCGCGCAAUAAAGUUUAAGGUCUUUGAUAUAAUUAACGAUGAUAUCAGCAAUCUUGGUAAAUUCGGAAUUAUUAACGAUAAAGGUACAUAUGACGCAAUUUGUUUGAAUACAUCUGCGAAGGAAUAUAGACCCAAAUAUAUAGAUCAGGUAUUCAAUAUGAUGGAAGAUGGUGGUCUAUUCGUUAUCACAUCUUGCAAUUGGACGGAGUCUGAACUAAUUCAACAUUUCUCGGAAAAAAUGAAGAUGAAAUGCAUCAUCCCGACGCCGCAGUUUAAAUUUGGCGGGAAAGUUGGUAGCGUUGUGUCGUCUGUGGUUUUUGAAAAGAAAUAA
This is a messenger RNA of Leptosia nina, 756 nucleotides long. Lineage: Eukaryota; Metazoa; Arthropoda; Insecta; Lepidoptera; Pieridae. The record is from the annotation of a GenBank genome assembly.